Messenger RNA from Andrographis paniculata, 1667 nucleotides. RefSeq lists its product as uncharacterized. Gene Ontology annotation, molecular function: ATP hydrolysis activity; ATP binding; DNA helicase activity. The transcript is spliced from 2 exons. NCBI's taxonomy places the organism in Eukaryota, Viridiplantae, Streptophyta, Magnoliopsida, Lamiales, Acanthaceae. Gene Ontology annotation, biological process: box C/D snoRNP assembly; regulation of transcription by RNA polymerase II; chromatin remodeling. Bases 70 to 1491 code for a protein of 473 amino acids. Gene Ontology annotation, cellular component: Swr1 complex; Ino80 complex; R2TP complex. The record is from RefSeq and is a predicted model, not a curated record.
CAAAACCCUAAACCCCUUUUAAGAUUCUGUUCUGCGCAGUUCGUUCUCGGUUGUCGCUCGAAUUCAGCCAUGGCGGAGAUCAAAUUCUCAGAGAUGCGUGACUUGACGCGAAUUGAAAGAAUUGGGGCGCAUUCGCACAUCCGUGGUUUGGGUCUCGACAGCGCGCUGGAGGCUCGUUCCUCCUCCGAGGGCAUGGUGGGACAGGCUUCGGCCCGAAAGGGUGCGGGUGUGAUUGUGAAGAUGAUCCAGGAAGGCAAAAUUGCUGGCAGGGCUGUGCUUCUCGCGGGCCAGCCUGGCACGGGGAAAACUGCGAUUGCCAUGGGAAUGGCUAAAUCCCUAGGAGAAGAAACUCCAUUUGCGAUGCUCGCAGGGAGCGAGUUGUUCUCCCUCGAGAUGUCGAAAACCGAGGCGCUAAUGCAGGCGUUCAGGAAAGCAAUUGGGGUUAGAAUCAAGGAAGAAACUGAGGUGAUUGAAGGAGAAGUGGUGGAGCUACAGAUUGACCGGCCGGCGGUAGCGGGAGCGGCUGCCAAGACCGGGAAAUUGACUCUGAAGACGACGGAAAUGGAGACGGUUUAUGAUUUGGGGGCGAAAAUGAUCGAAGCUUUGGGGAAGCAGAAAGUGCAGAGUGGUGAUGUGAUUGGUAUUGAUAAGGCGUCUGGGAAGAUCACAAAGCUUGGGAGGUCUUUCUCUAGGUCUAGAGAUUACGACGCCAUGGGACCUCAGACGAAGUUCGUUCAGUGCCCUGAUGGUGAGCUGCAAAAGAGGAAAGAAAUUGUGCAUUGCGUUACACUCCACGAGAUCGAUGUUAUCAACAGCAGAACUCAGGGAUUUCUGGCCCUAUUCACUGGGGACACCGGCGAGAUUCAUUCUGAAGUAAGGGAACAAAUCGACACCAAGGUAGCUGAGUGGAGGGAAGAAGGAAAAGCCGAAAUAGUCCCCGGCGUACUUUUCAUCGACGAAGUCCACAUGCUCGACAUCGAAUGCUUUUCUUUCCUGAACCGCGCACUGGAGAACGACCUUGCGCCCAUACUGGUCGUCGCCACCAACCGAGGAAUCACCUCCAUCAGAGGAACAAAUUACCGAUCCCCUCAUGGCAUUCCGAUAGACUUUCUUGAUCGAUUGCUGAUCAUCUCCACGCAACCCUACACGUCGGACGACAUUCGCAAGAUCUUGGACAUCAGAUGCCAAGAGGAGGACGUGGAAAUGACGGAGGACGCGAAGAUACUCUUGACUAAGAUCGGAGAAGACACGUCGUUGAGAUACGCCAUAAACCUCAUCACAUCCGCCGCGUUGGCGUGCCAAAAACGGAAGGGUAAGACGGUGGAGAUGGAAGAUGUUAGCCGGGUUUAUGAGCUGUUUUACGACGUGAAGAGAUCUACGCAGUAUUUGAUGGAGUAUCAAAGCCUGUAUAUGUUCAGCGAAGUCCCGGCUGGAGUCGACGAUGAAGACGGCGCUGCCGCCGCCGCUGGCGACGACAGUAUGGUGUCCUGAAUGGUUGCUGAAUUUGGAGGUAGAAUUGGGACAUUCUGUUGGUUUUUCUGCAGAUUUUUUAUUUUCUUGGUUAAGUUAUUUGUGUUGUGGUUUUAGAUUAAUUGAUCUGUGACAAUGUUAUACUUAUGUUUUGUGCUAUGGUAUGGUAACCAGAAAAUUAAACUUUUGUUUAUUUA